UAAUGUGCAUGUUGAACGAUUAGUGUUUGCUUGGAGUCUGAAACGGCUGUUACUUGUUUGCAAAGCCUGUAAACUGCGUGUAAGUCGAAGCCAGAACAAUCCCCAGUCAUUUGAAGCCGGUCUUUUUAUGUAGGUUGCGUUGCCGCAUGGUUGAUUUGUUCUGCGCCAGCAUAUAAUGUCACGGCGCGACGUCGUGUUUUUGCGUGGUUCGAACGUAUACUUGCGCCAUUCUAAACCAUACGAACAGUACGGUAACACCUGAAAGACUUUGGACUGCUGACGGCAGUUUGUGUGCCUGUUGACAACCCUCUGGGUUUCGCGCGGACCUGAGCUGUCUCCCAGCUUUCGUCACCAUGUCAACCACGUCGAUACUGAAGAAACGUGGUCCGUCGACAUCCACCGUCGUCGUCGAGAACCGCGUGGGAUUCAAGCUGCCUUCUGCCGACGAGAUUGACGUCCAGAUGGCUUUCGCGGAAGCCAACAAGUCGAACGUCAUGGACAGCAACUACAGGCAGCUGAUCAGUGCCCUCAAGUCUGCCGACACCGACGAUGAAGCGCUGGUGAGGUUGCUGAAACGCAUCAAGAACUCUGCGCCACUGAUUGAAAGGCACAACGACGAAGUGCUGGAUUGCGUCCUGAAAAUCAACCUGCUCAGGAGGAAUGUUCACGUCAUAGACGUAUUUUCACAGCUGGCCUGCGACAUGGUCUUCAUCCACCCCGUGAUCCUGAGGAACAUUGUCGUAGCUCUCCUAGGCACCUUCAUGUCUCCAGAAGCCACUUCAAAGGACACGCCAGAGCUGGAAGAAAAAUUGGAGAGGCUUCACGCACUGUUCCGGCUGCUCUUCAAGCUUAUGCCAACGGCUCCCACACGGCUGAUCGAGAUUCUCGCCGAGGUGUUUCCUUACAUGAAACGAGAGGGCACCCAGCAGGCAUCCCUCGUGGGUCAUCUUCUCCGCCUGUCCUCCUACAUCCCAGACCAUAGGCUGGAGCUGCUGCAGCUGCUCACGCACAAGGCGUUGCAGAUUGACCUGCACUGCCCCAAGGAUGAAAUAAGUGAAGCUGAACUCGAAGACGAGGACGAUGCCAUGGAAGGAGGCGACAUCUUUGAAAUGGAAAAAGACAACGGCACCGACUUGGAACGCAUGCAGCAUCCCCUUGCCGACAUUCUGGACCAGGUUCUCAACCAGUUCUACCUGCAUUUCCAACAACGCUGCAACGCCAAAGAUGACGACCUGUCCAAGCUGGACUGGGAGAAGACUAAAGUGCUCUUUAAGGACUUCCUGGCCAUCUUCGACAAGAUAGUCCUGCCGACGCACAAGUGCUGUCACGUACAGUUCCUCCUCUUCUACCUGUGCAGCUUCCGGCCUGCGGCCCUGGCAGUUGCAUUCCUGGACUACCUCUGGAAGAAAGUCCAGAACCCUGCCACAUCGUGCAUCGUGCGGCAAGCGUCGGCAUACUACAUCGGAAGCUUUCUGGCCCGAGCGAAAUAUGUGCCUCUCAGCACGGUGUGCGACUCCCUGUCCCUCAUGUCCAAGUGGGCGCACGGCUACAUGGCCUCGCUGAACGACGGCGGAUUCUGUCAACCCCAGCACGACGUCCAGCGGCACGGAACCUUCUAUGCCGUCUGCCAGACGGUGUUCUAUGUGUUUGCUUUCCACCACAAAGGCAUUGCAGACGGCGAGAAAGGCCUGCAGUACCUGCGCGACCUGAACCUGGAGGCCCUCGUGAUGUGCCCGCUGAACCCUCUGAAGGCCUGCCUGCCCGCCGUGGUCAAGCAGUUUGCCUCGAUAGCACGCCACUACCAGCUUGUCUACUGCUACAGUGUCAUCGAGCGCAACCAGCGGCUCGCCCUGCCCACGGCCGGCGGGGACAACACACCGUACGGAGACACAGUCCUCGACGCGUUCUUCCCGUUCGACCCCUAUGUGCUGAAGCGCACCAGCAAAUGGAUUGAUUCCCUCUACAGGAAGUUCGAGAAGUCUGACGACGAUGCCGACGCAGACUUGGACGACGAACCUGAGGACGACGAUGAUGAGCUGAUGUGCAAGUCGCCCAAAUCGCCGAGCUGCGUCGCUGAAAUGUUCAGUUACGGCACGUCGCCUGGCUUCAAGCGCAGUCUAUCUUUUGGUCACCACCGAUAGUUCAGAAGCUAGUUGUAGUAUAAUUAAAAAAUUGGGGAUUUAAUGUUAAACGCUACCAGUGCAAUGAAGACGGGUAGCAUUUAACUUUCUUUUGCUGCUUUUCAUGCCACCACAACGAUACUGCCACUCGCGGACAAAAGGUCUGAGGACGUGGUUGACUUCUAAUGCAGCGGUUUCACGCGAAGACGACGUCAUUCGUCUAGGUUCUUCUAUAAUGGAAACCAUCUCACGGCAGUCUCCUCUGCUACUCUGAAGGGCUAUAACUUUAAGUCUUCGGAUAUUUCUAGGAAGUAAAAUGUAAAUAUGAAACAAGUAAUUGUUGAGCUGUCAAUAAAGGUACAUUAAGGGUCAAAAGUUUACGGGAUGCGCGAUCUGAGAAAAAGAGUAUUUUCUGUGCUUCAGAAUGCAGCCUGGAUUUCAAAUGCGUACAUGUGCUAGUGUGUGUGACGGACAUGGUGCAGUACUGUCAUAACGGCUGCAAGCUGGGAAGCUAGGCUGACAUUAUACUUUUUCGCAGAACCCACAUCCCAUAAAAUUCCCACCCUGCCUUGUACACCUCCACUAUUUAAAAGCUAAACCUGCACAUUCUAUGAACUAAGGAAUUUUGUACAGUGAAUAUGGACACGAUGUCACUUGGCGAUUUGUGUAUUACCUGCUGGCCAAGCUCUUGUAAAUUUAAACUUAUUUUGAAUAAAGAAGGCUCGACAAGUGGA
Messenger RNA from Dermacentor andersoni, 2854 nucleotides. RefSeq names its product RNA polymerase I-specific transcription initiation factor RRN3 homolog Tif-IA (gene Tif-IA). Lineage: Eukaryota; Metazoa; Arthropoda; Arachnida; Ixodida; Ixodidae. Gene Ontology annotation, molecular function: RNA polymerase I core binding; RNA polymerase I general transcription initiation factor activity. Gene Ontology annotation, biological process: transcription initiation at RNA polymerase I promoter. The record is from RefSeq and is a predicted model, not a curated record. Gene Ontology annotation, cellular component: nucleus.